GGUAUCGGUCAUUUGAUGGAUGAUCCUCCGGAGCCCACUAGAAUGAUGGAUGCUCUAGCACAUGUAUGGUGGGAUCUCGAGACUGUGUUAGAGAGCCUUCCGACAUUACCCGUGACAGGACAUUCGGAUGUUUCUUCUCCGACAUUUGGUGCUCACGGUGAUAUUCCCUCCACCUCUACACCUGCAUAUGAUUUCGGUGAUAUUCCUCCACGUCCGCGCCUACAUAUGGUUUCGAUGAUAUUUCCUCCAGCUCGAUGCCUGCGUAUGAUUUUCCAUCGACAUCUGUCCCAAUUCAUCCAUCUGAUGUCCCUUCGACUUCUGAUGUCCCUUCGACAUCGGAAGUGCAGUUUGAUAUUCCGUCGGCGUCCAUCCCUCCAUUUGAGAUUCCAUCUACGUCAGAGGUUCGUCGCAAUGAUGUUGUAUAUCAACGUAGGCGACGACGACGGGGUCAUAUUGAGAUGCAGGAAGGGAUACUACCAUCAGCUGUUGAGCAAGGGUGGAGCAGAUUGUCGAGGGCAUCACCAUCGAGCAUAUUGAUGAGAUGCAUGUCACUGAGCCCGUGCAGCCUGAGAUGGAGCAUGACAUACAUAUUCGAGGACGGAGUCGAGGACGCGGUCGUGGACACAGACGUGGACGUGGCAGGGGACGAGGGCGAGAGCAUAGGAGGGGGAUGGAGGGGACUUGAUGUUUUUUAUUAUUUUUGA
This is a messenger RNA of Ananas comosus (pineapple), 704 nucleotides long. RefSeq lists its product as uncharacterized. The transcript is spliced from 2 exons. The coding region runs from base 255 to 704 and encodes 149 amino acids. The record is from RefSeq and is a predicted model, not a curated record. NCBI's taxonomy places the organism in Eukaryota, Viridiplantae, Streptophyta, Magnoliopsida, Poales, Bromeliaceae.